AUGGAUCUCACCACCAAUAUACCCGACGAGAUGCUCAUGCGCAUCUUCGCCUGCGUGCAGGUCGUGGACCCUAUCUACUGCGUGGACCGUGCUUAUUUUGGCUGGUUGUACAUUACCUUUGUUUGUAGAAGAUGGCGGCGUGUUGCCAUCGCAGAUGCGACGCUCUGGACACAUUGGACGCCCAUCCUCUGCAUGAGUCCGUGGGGUAUGGGCACAUUCAUGGAACGUAGCAAAAGUGCUCUGAUCAGCGUGUCCAUCCGGGGCUACUGUCCCGAUCACGAUGCAUUCAAAGUUCUUCGAGCUAUGAAGGACAACUGCAUACGCGUGCGCGCGUUCUCUUUAUUGUGUCGCAGGACAUAUCCCGACAUCAGCUCCGAAGUCAUGGAGAUCUUGGCGAAUGUCCCGUUUGAGUCUCUGACAUCCUGUCACCUUCAGAGCUUGCACCUGGAGACCGUUGAUGCGAAGGGAUGUCUUUCUUUGUUCAAAGGACGCGCACCUCGCCUGCAGCACCUCGUUUUCGAUCUGCCUCGGCUCCCGUUCAACAUCCUUGAUUGGACGUCCACUAUCUUCGAUAAUCUCUUAUCUCUUGAUCUCAUCAUGCUGCGCGAAGACCACCGCAACACAGUUACCCUUCUCGAUACUCUUCGCCGAAUGCCAAAGCUGUCCUCAUUGGUGAUUGAUCUUCGAGAAGAGAGCAGCGCCAGGUCGAGUGAAGGCCCGGGAGAGGGAGUUGUCGGAAUCCCUCUUCGCAAUUCAGACAGCUCAAUUGUACAUCUGCAUCGUCUGGAAAAGCUUGUUGUCGUUUCACGACUGGACGACUUGGUUCGCCUAUUGAACGGCAUCACCGUAUCAUCAUCCACUUCAGUGGCACUUGCAACUCGCAGGCCCGGAAGUACAUCCCUCCAGGAUGAAUGGUACACAGCUCUGAUGUAUCAUUUACUCUCGGCCAGCCGCAUAGCUGAACUCUCGCCAUUCAGUGCUGUCUAUCUUUCCUUCGAAGGAGGGCCUGCCAAUGUGAACAGUGUCAUCUUGAAGCUUACCUACGAGCCUCUACCUUACGCAGCACAUGGCAAGCUGCGUACACAUGGUACACGUUCCUCCCCAGAGAUACCUCGCAAGGACGACUAUGAUCUAUCGCUUCAACUUCCUGUGUCGGAUAUAUUGAGAAUUCUUCCCACUCUGUCGACUCGAAUAGAACACGCCACGAUGAUGACCCUCGAUAAGCUACCUUACAACUUCGACACGCGCCUUCUACUCCCCUUCUCCAGGGUCACUCAUCUUCGUGUCCUCGGCGCGUUUGAUAGACCAAAAAUUUCCUUCCUUUUCGCGCCCGAGGAAGUUCUCCUUCCUGCCCUGCGAGAGAUCGACUUCGCCGAUGUCGACAAUCUUGACAAACUCGCAUCAUGUUUUAGGUUCGGGUGGCAUGCCAAUUAUACUCACUUUUGGGCGCUCGAGAAGCUUCUCAACACGCGUAGAGAUACGCAUAGGCCCCUCAGCAGAAUCUACCUUCAUGUUGAACGCGAUCUUCAGCGCCUCAGAGAGGAACGCCCAUCUAGGGAUGUGAUUUUCCACUACUCCUCGGAUGUCUCCUUGACUUUGCCGUGUCUCGGGCUUCUAGCGGACUUCGCUGAAGUCCGAAUCGUCGGGAGGGACAUCGAUGUAUUCACAGAGGACGCGUGA
Messenger RNA from Peniophora sp. CBMAI 1063, 1680 nucleotides. The record is from the annotation of a GenBank genome assembly. NCBI's taxonomy places the organism in Eukaryota, Fungi, Basidiomycota, Agaricomycetes, Russulales, Peniophoraceae.